AUGGAGGCCAGGGAGGCGGGUCGACGGGGGGCAAGGCCGGACAAAGCAGCAGCUUCCGCAACUUAUAUCUUUUACCUCGAGAAACGAGUAGAGCAACUGGAGCAUCUGCUCAAGGACAACAACAUCACUUUCCCGCCGGCCGAAAAUUUGGACUACUGUUCCAAGAAGGGAGAUAGGCCGCGCCAUGUCCACUCGACCCAGGUGGACACGAGCGGGCAUCCCUCACAACUAGAAACACCAGAUAGCAUCAACAAUCAAAGACCACAGAAUGAGGGAGAUGAUGUGGUCAGACUACAGAAACUGGUGUCCAAGUCUGACCUUGGUGGCGUAUCCGCAACGGCAAACCCUCGCUAUUUGGGAUCUACCUCGGGAAUAUCUUUUGCACGCAUUGUUUUCGCUGCGGUGCAGUCGUCGGUAUCCGAUCAGAAGUCCACCUCGGACAAAGCUGGCAUCCGACCCUACAAGCCUGCUCCCAACAAUGGCCCCGCCACCGCCGGAACGUCUAUGAGAGACUCCUUCUUUGGCUUGCACACAAAACCGACGAUUCAUCCGGCAACAUUCCCCAGCAGGGCUAUGGGCGAAAAGCUGAUGUCGCUUUACUUUGAGCAUGCGAACCCCCAAAUGCCUGUGCUCCACAAGGGCGAGUUCCUGGAAAUGUUUGAGCAAGCUUAUGCCGAAGAAAACCGUGUACGGGGGCCACGAGAACUUUACAUGUUGAACAUGGUCUUCGCGAUAGGCGGCGGCAUCAUUGUGGGAGAAUCGACCAAGGCCAGUGGAUCGGCAGAAGCGCCAGGUAAAACUGAUGACAACACAAGACAGUGCCAGCCAGAAGAAUAUCAUGCUAGUGCCAUUGUUCAUCUUGAGGCUUGUCUUGGCAACAGUGCCGGUGGUUUGGAAGAGUUACAGGCCGUCUUGCUUCUCGCCAACUUUGCCUUGUUGAGGCCGGUUCCUCCCGGGCUGUGGUACAUCGUCGGCGUCGCCAUCAGGUUGGCGGUCGAUCUCGGCCUACACUACGAAGACGGUAAGGACAUUGAAUCCGGUCUAGGGAUCGGAGACCAGAGCGAAGCAUUCUCGCGGGAAAGGGGAAGAAGGGAGUACAUGCGUGAUCUCAGGCGGCGUCUGUGGUGGUGCACCUAUUCACUCGAUCGCCUCGUCAGUGUUUGCGUCGGCAGGCCAUUUGGCAUAUCAGAUCAAGUCAUUACCACAGAGUUCCCCUCUCUCCUAGAUGAUCGAUUUAUUACGCCAAGCGGCUUGCUUGAACCACCCCCCGACGUGAUAGGACCGACUUACAAACUCAUCGCACAUCACUACUUCCGUCUUAGGCUGCUCCAGUCAGAAGUUCUUCAAGUCUUGCAAUUCCAGCAAUCACAGCUUGCGCGGGCCUCUGGACUGAACCAGAAGAACCCUUACAUGCAUACAUCUCUUCCAUCGCCGUUCUUGUCACAGUUCGAAACCUUCCGAGCAUGGCGCAUUGAUAUCGACAGGAGACUAUGGGAGUGGAAAAAUUCUGCACCAACACGGCAGCAGACUGGCGUACAAUUUUCGCCUGAAUUCUUUGACCUUAACUACUGGCAGGCUGUCAUUAUGCUCUAUCGCCAAAGUCUAAGUGUGCCAGCCUUGUUCGAAGGUGAAUAUCACACGUCAAAGGAGGUCAACAGCCCGACAAUGUUCAACAUGGAGCUUCGGGAGGAUGAAGACCGCGUGUAUCUCAAGGUCGCCGAGGCAGGCCAACGUAUCUUGCGCCUUUACCGCCAAUUGCACCGUGUGUGCCUGGUCAACUAUACCUAUUUGGCCACCCACCAUUUGUUCAUGGCCGGAAUAUCUUAUCUUUAUGCGAUCUGGCAUUCCCCUAUCGUGAGGAGCAGACUUACCGUGGAUGAAGUCGACUUCACGAUUUUGGCUGCCAAAUCCGUUUUUACAGACCUGAUAGAUAAAUGUCCGCCAGCAGAAGCUUGUCGAGAUGCCUUUGAUCGCACCGCCAAAGCAACCAUCAAAAUGGCAAACUCGACUGGAGGCUUCGGCCAGGGCCAGGACUUGUCCGGCGGAUAUGGAAACAACAUCCACAUACGACGCCCUGGGGGAAGCAUUGAUCAGCGUCUCGACUGGAGCUCACAGAGCGAUUCUGCCGCUUCUAGUUUGCAACACUAUAGAAUGCAGCAACAACAACAACAACAACAACAACAGCAGCAGCAACAUCGCCAGCACCAACAACAACAACAACAACAACAACAACAACAACAACAACAACAACAACAACAACAACAACAACAACAACAACAACAACAACAACAACAACAACACCGCCAUCGCCCACCUAUGCUCCGAAAUCCUUCGUCACAGUACAGCGAUCUCGCUUCCGACGCCUACUCCGUCUCAUCAGCAUCUCAGCUUUCCGCCUUCCAACAGGCCCAACAGUUCCGCAUGUCUGGUGCCGCUGCUGCCGCCGCGAUCAAGAGCGAGCAGGAAGGCGGCUUCUCUCUCAUGCGAAACCUACCUCCGCCACCACAUAGCAACGCAAGCUCCAUUGCGGAAGCCGCCUCUGGCGGCGGGGGACCGAUGGCUCAAAGCCCAGCAGGCGAGACCUCCAUUGAUCCGACCUUGAUGCCCUCGCCGAGCGCCAUCCAACAGCACCAACAACGGCAAGGACAAGGACUUAGUAACCCCUUAACGCCGCCUGCUCAGAUGGGUGGAUCGCCGAUUAUUGGGGCCAAGCCACAACAGCAACAACAACAACGCGGAGGGACGCCAAAUGACUAUUUACAGCAACAGCAACAACAGCAACAACAAGCAUACUCCAAUAGUCCCGGCACACUAAGCUUCAGUGAUCUACAAGGCUUAGAGUUCUUGCAAAGUGUUGAUGGCGGCGCCGCUGGUGGUAUGGACAUUAGUAAUGGAGGAGAUCUGGCGAAUUUGAACGUGAACCUGAACCCGGCUGAGGUAGUGGGACAGAUGGAUCUAGGCUUUGGUAUCGGGUGGGAAGGGAACCAUCAUGAUUUUAGCGAUGGACAGCAGUUAGAUUUGUUUGAAGGAUUCUUUUUUGGUGGGCAGCAGGGCGGUGGCGGUGGAGGAGGAGGGGGUGGUGCUGGUGGGAACUAG
Neurospora tetrasperma FGSC 2508 is the source of this 3096-nucleotide messenger RNA. RefSeq lists its product as uncharacterized. The record is from RefSeq and is a predicted model, not a curated record. The transcript has 3 exons. Gene Ontology annotation, molecular function: sequence-specific DNA binding; zinc ion binding; DNA-binding transcription factor activity, RNA polymerase II-specific. NCBI's taxonomy places the organism in Eukaryota, Fungi, Ascomycota, Sordariomycetes, Sordariales, Sordariaceae. Gene Ontology annotation, biological process: positive regulation of transcription by RNA polymerase II; DNA-templated transcription. Bases 1 to 3096 code for a protein of 1031 amino acids.